CAUGAAAGCGGGAAGAGAAAACAUGCAGUUUUAAUGAGGAAUGGUGUUUUUGUUCCUUUUCUCCAUCGCUAAAAAUGGGAGAACGAUGAGAGUUGCUGAUAUAAUACAUCUUUCUUUGACUUGAACAGGAAAAUGGGUAUUAUUCUCUUUUUAUAUUUUGUUCGUCUGGCUUUCUCCUCGUCUGCUUGUGGGAGGGAGGUGCCACGCUCAGAGAUGAGGAAGACAUCAGAAGAAAAGCAAGUUGACAGCCCUCUGUGCCUCACUUAUGCAACAACAGCCAUUGUGAAGUGAAUGAGAAGAAAAGUGGAAGAAAGGUUCAGAAAGAGGAGGACGCUCUGCAGCAGAGCCCCACUGUGCUGAACACAGAACUGCGUGACUCGGCUCCACAAUCGCAGAGAGGGGAAGGAAGAGGAGACAGGAGAGGAGGGGAGGAAGGUGGCAAAGAAAGAAAGAAAGGGGGAGGGGAGGCAGUCCAUCGCAGCGCUAGCUCAGUGGAUGAGCAGCAGCCGUGGCUCAGGCGGCGGCAGCAUCAGCACCACCCGCUGCAGCAUCUCUCUCGGUGGAUGCUGCGGGGGACGUGAUCUGCGCACCCAGGCAUCCGGACGGCGGGCCUCGCUUGCUUUUGCACACUCACACAUGUGGCCACCGGAGACCAGGCGUUAGGAGACGGGGCUCGGGAGACCGGGUAGGGGUGGGGGUGGGGGGGCUGGAGAAGAGAGGAAACAGGGACAGCUGGUGGUAUAGCGCAAACGAGCGGAGGACUGGAGGAGCAGCAGCAGCAGCAGUAGCAGCACCACCAUGGCGCAAGCCGCCAAGCAGCUCCGCAAGACCAAGGACCUCGCGGAGGCCGCCGCCCAGGAGCAGAGGGAGAAGGAGGAGGAGAAGCUAAAAAAGAGGAAUCGAUCCAGGGACCGCAGGCGCAAGGCCGAUGCAGCCACCAGCUUUCUGCGAGCAGCUCGUUCAGGGAACCUGGACAAGGCCCUGGACCACAUCAAGAAUGGUAUCGACAUCAACAUAGCAAAUCAAAACGGUCUAAACGGGUUACAUCUGGCCUCUAAAGAAGGUCAUGUCAAAAUGGUCCUGGAGCUUCUACACUCCGGCAUCGAGCUGGAGGCAACCACCAAGAAAGGGAACACGGCCCUUCAUAUCGCAGCUCUGGCUGGACAGGAGAAAGUGGUGGCUGAGCUUGUCAACUACGGUGCCAAUGUCAAUGCCCAGUCCCAUAAAGGUUUUAGUCCGCUCUACAUGGCUGCACAAGAGAACCAUUUGGAGGUGGUCAAGUUCCUGCUCGAGAAUGGCGCCAAUCAGAGUCUCCCAACUGAGGAUGGCUUCACGCCCCUCGCCGUGGCUCUCCAGCAGGGCCAUGAAAAUGUGGUGGCGCUGCUCAUCAACUACGGCACCAAGGGCAAAGUCCGCCUCCCCGCUCUACACAUCGCUGCACGGAACGACGACACCCGCACAGCCGCCGUUCUCCUGCAGAACGACCCCAACCCCGACGUCCUCAGCAAGACUGGUUUCACUCCUCUUCACAUAGCAGCACACUAUGAGAACAUGAGUGUGGCUCAGCUGCUGCUCAACAGAGGAGCCAACGUGAACUUCACCCCUAAGAACGGCAUCACACCCCUACAUAUAGCUUCCAGAAGAGGAAACGUUAUGAUGGUCAGACUACUACUGGACAGAGGAGCACAGAUUGAUGCAAAAACAAAGGACGAGCUGACUCCCCUCCACUGUGCAGCCAGGAAUGGUCAUGUUCGCAUCAUUGAGAUUCUGUUGGAACACGGUGCUCCUAUCCAGGCUAAAACAAAGAACGGGUUAUCCCCAAUCCACAUGGCAGCUCAAGGGGAUCACAUGGACUGUGUCAGGCAGCUACUGCAAUACAACGCUGAGAUCGACGAUAUCACGCUGGACCACCUAACCCCGCUUCAUGUAGCAGCCCACUGUGGUCACCACCGCAUGGCCAAAGUUCUCCUGGACAAAGGAGCAAAAGCCAAUGCUCGUGCUUUGAACGGCUUCACGCCUCUUCAUAUCGCCUGCAAGAAGAACCACAUGCGGUCCAUGGACCUGCUGCUAAAGCACUCCGCUUCACUAGAGGCCGUCACAGAGUCUGGCCUCACUCCUCUUCAUGUAGCAGCGUUUAUGGGCCAUCUGAACAUUGUCAAGAACCUCCUCCAACGAGGAGCUUCACCUAAUGCUUCCAAUGUGAAAGUGGAGACUCCUCUCCAUAUGGCCUCCAGAGCAGGACACUGUGAAGUCGCUCAGUUCUUGCUGCAAAACGCAGCACAGGUGGAUGCAAAGGCAAAGGAUGACCAGACGCCCCUACACUGUGCAGCUCGAAUGGGCCACAAGGAGCUUGUCAAGCUGCUCCUGGAGCACAAGGCCAACCCAGACUCAGCCACGACCGCAGGACACACGCCCUUACAUAUUGCUGCUCGCGAGGGACACAUCCACACCAUUCGAAUUUUGCUGGACGCUGGAGCACAGCAAGUCAAGAUGACAAAAAAAGGCUUUACUCCUCUCCAUGUGGCCUCUAAAUAUGGAAAGGUGGACGUGGCGGAGCUCCUUCUGGAAAGAGGAGCCAACCCCAACGCGGCUGGAAAGAACGGCCUGACACCGCUUCAUGUGGCCGUCCAUCACAACAACCUGGAUGUUGUUAAACUCCUGGUCAGCAAAGGAGGAUCAGCACACAGCACUGCCCGAAACGGCUACACGCCUCUCCACAUAGCUGCCAAGCAGAACCAGAUCGAGGUGGCCAGUUGUCUGCUCCAGAAUGGAGCCUCUCCAAACUCAGAAUCUCUCCAAGGCAUCACGCCACUGCACCUGGCUUCACAGGAGGGACGGCCAGACAUGGUUGCCAUGCUCAUCUCCAAGCAGGCCAACGUGAAUCUAGGAAACAAGAACGGACUGACGCCUCUUCAUCUUGUAGCUCAGGAGGGUCAUGUGGGAAUAGCGGACACGCUGGUCAAACAAGGAGCUUCUGUUUAUGCUGCCUCACGGAUGGGCUACACGCCUCUUCACGUGGCCUGUCACUAUGGCAACAUCAAAAUGGUGAAGUUCCUUCUGCAGCAGCAGGCUCAUGUGAACGCCAAGACAAGGAUGGGCUACACCCCUCUCCACCAGGCGGCUCAGCAGGGCCACACCGACAUUGUCACGCUGUUGCUGAAGCAUGGAGCACUGCCAAAUGAGAUUACUUCAAAUGGGACAUCCCCCCUGGGCAUUGCUAAACGUCUCGGAUACAUAUCCGUGAUCGAUGUCCUGAAGCUGGUUACAGAAGAGUCCGUUUCCACAAUCACCACAGAAAAGCAUCGCAUGAGCUUUCCGGAGACAGUCGAUGAGAUCUUGGAUGUUUCUGAAGAUGAAGGGGUUGCACAGCUAACGUUAGGUGACGAGCUUCUAGGUUUGGACGGAGCCCGAUACUUGAAACUCGAUGACUUCAAGGACCAGGACGACGACUUCCUCUCUCCGAAAAAGACGCUUCGAGAUUUUGAGGGGGGUGUGGGAACCACGCCAUAUUCUCCUGCUAUUCCGAGGAUCCCCUGUGUGUCUCCAGAGACGGUUCAGCUGGACCAGCACACCCCCAUUCCUUUGCCAAAAGAGUAUGACGAAGACUCGCUGAUCCCCAGCAGUCCAGCCACAGAGACUUCGGACAACGUCAGCCCUGUGGCCAGCCCUAUUCACACAGGCUUCCUAGUGAGUUUUAUGGUGGACGCUCGGGGAGGCUCCAUGCGGGGCAGCAGACACCACGGCCUGCGGGUCAUCAUCCCUCCUCGCACCUGUGCAGCUCCGACCCGCAUCACCUGCCGCCUUGUCAAGCCUCAGAAACUCACCACACCUCCUCCACUGGUGGAAGGGGAAGGUCUUGCUAGUCGGAUCAUCUCCUUGGGUCCAUCCAGUAUGCAGUUCCUCGGACCCGUGAUUGUGGAAAUUCCUCACUUUGCCUCACUUGGUCGAGGAGAUCGAGAGUUGGUCGUACUUCGCAGUGAAAACGGCUCAGUCUGGAAGGAGCAUCGUAAUCGCUAUGGCGACGAAGUUCUGGAAACAAUUUUAAACGGCAUGGAUGAAGACUUGGAGAGCCAAGAGGAACUGGAGAAGAAGAGAAUCCGCCGGAUCAUUUCCACCGACUUUCCCCUUUACUUCGCCGUGGUCUCCCGCAUUCAGCAGGAAAGUGACCUCAUCGGUCCAGAAGGCGGGCGGCUGACCACUAAACUGGUGCCUCACGUGGAGGCCAUUUUCCCUGAAACUGCCGUCACCAAGAGAGUUCGGCUGGGACUGCAGGCUCAACCAAUCCCGGAUGAGCUGCUAACGAGGCAGCUCGGCAACCAGGCGACUUUCAGUCCAGUGGUGACCAUUGAACCACGCAGACGCAAAUUCCAUCGUCCGAUCGGACUGCGUAUUCCUUUACCACCGUCCUGGCGGGAAAGUCCCCGUGAUGCCGGCGAAGGAGACACCACCAGCUUACGCCUCCUCUGCAGCGUCAUAGGUGGAACGGCUCCAGCUCAGUGGGAGGACAUCACUGGAACCACCAAGCUGAUGUAUGCUCACAACUGUGCCAGUUUUACCACCAACGUGUCUGCAAGAUUUUGGUUGGCAGACUGUCCGCGUACGGCAGAAGCAGUGACUUUUGCCAAUUUGCUGUACAAGGAGCUGAUGGCCGUUCCAUACAUGGCCAAGUUUGUUAUUUUCGCAAAGAUGAACGAAGCGCGGGAAGGCCGAUUGCGAUGUUACUGCAUGACGGACGACAAGAUGGACAAAACUCUGGAACUGCAUGAAAACUUCAGCGAAGUGGCACGCAGUCGGGAUAUUGAGCUUAUGGAGGGGAUGCCGCUUCAUCUGGAGUGUUCUGGGAAUUUGGUGCCCAUCCGAAAGGCAACUCAGCAGCCUCGCAGCUUCAGCUUCCAGGCCUUCAGAGAUAACAGAUUACCAGUGUCUGUCAAGGUCAGAGACAGCAACAAGGAAGCCACAGGGUUUUUGUCUUUCCUACGAAAGUGCACCAAGUACGAGGACGCCCAGCAUGUGCUAUGUAACCUCAACAUAACCAUGCCACCUUGUGUCAAGGUUGCUGGAAGUGAAGAGCGCAGGAGAACUUUAACCCCUCUCGCCCUAAGAGAGCGUUACAGUGCACUGAACGAUCCUGCUGCAGUAACAGUCAACGCCAUGGAGAGGACAGAGAUCAAAAUCAACAUUAUAUCUGAGCAGUUGGGUUUGAGUUGGGCAGAGUUGGCCAGAGAGCUUCAGUUUGGUGUUGAUGACAUAAACAGGAUCCGUGUAGAGAAUCCAAACUCCCUUCUGGACCAAAGCUCCACUCUGCUCAACCUGUGGGCCAGCCGAGAGGGCAAAAAGGCCAAAAUGGAGAGCCUUUACACUGCUCUGAAGAACAUUGACCGCGCAGACAUUGUAGCUUCGCUGGAGGGUCAGCCCCCACCGGCAGGACCCGAGUCUUUGGAGGAAGGGGCAUGCCGCCUCAGCGACCGUGACUCCACCUUACUCUCCCCCAGUGUCAUUAAUGAGAUCACGGACACAAGGCCAUCGCGCCUCGUGCACAAGCCACGAGUUAUUAGAGCCCCGUUUUUCAGAAGGGGUUAUGGGCUGGUGCAGGAGGAGCUUCUUUCUCCCGCCUCCAUGCAGUACAGCUUGCAGUCUCCACUGGGUGUGGAGCCCUACUGGCAGGAGGUCUCUAGCCUGGAGUGUGCGCCCAUCGCCACCACAGAGGAGGACACUUUGAUGGAGAUGUCGGAUGUUCAGGUGUGGCCUGCAGGGGUCAGCCCCUCACUGGUGACUGUGGAGGACUCGUCUCUGGAGGGCAGCAGUCGGGCGGAUGACUCAGAGGGGGCCACGCUCUCCCUACCCUGCAGCCUCGGCCGCCCAAGCAGUGGCGCCAGCGGGGCCAGCGGUUCCAUUAUGGAGUUGGAAGAAGAAGAGGAGGAGGAGGAGGAUGAAGGGGAGGUUGAGGAGGAGGAGGUGCCACAUGAGCCAGCGAGCGCACUGGCAGAAAGGGACAGAGCGAGGGCCAGUGGCGCUGUGCCCAAGGUCAAUCAAAACGGGCAGCUGGGAGGUCAGAGGUCGGACGCCAGGAGAGGGGAGGCGGCGGGAGCAGGACGAAAAGGAGCUCAGGGAGCAGGGCUGGGCUCAGUGGACAGGGUUUCUCUUGUUUCAGGACAACAGGUGUACACCCACGGGAGUGAGAUGAGUGGUCUGUCAGAACACAACGGAGACAACCGGUUGGUGGGGGGAGGAGCGUUCCAGCCCUACUUACCCGACACGGACUCCCUGCAGGGCUGGAUGGGCUCAGCAGUGUCAGCUGAACGUGACAGCAGCAUUCCGGGCUUGCACGCAGCCCCAGAGGCGCUGCUGACUCCGAGAGAGCUGAAGGAAGACUUCUCUGCUGAGGUUCAGAUUGUUGAAGAGCGUGGGAAUGCUCUGUCUAAAAAGGUGCGUCAGGUGGGGGUGGAUGUGAGAAAGGGUGUUCAGUCAGUGCAGCGCUCCAGUCUGCGGAGAGUUAAACACUGAAACACACAUACUACCCAGUCUUUCAGGACAAGAAAGCCACUGCCAAACCCUCUUCCACAAGAACACGACCAGACAGGAGAGGAAAAUGACCGGCGGGGCGAUGAAGAAAGAAGAAACUUAAAGAAAAAAAAAAAACACACGAAAAAAACAGAAUCAUCCUUGGCCUGUGACCAUGGAUCAUUACACAACAAAAAAAGAGGACAAAAAAAAGAAAAGUUCAACUUGUAGUUUUAUAAUAUUUGCAAAGAAAAAAAUAUAAAGUGAACUAAGGCAUGAUUUGUUUUUUUAUAUAAAAGAAACUAUAAUGUUGGUACAACAACAAAAAAAGCAACAAAGUGCUUCCUGUGAACAGUAAUCGCAUGAUAACUGCUGGUGCAUGCCCUUUGACCUUUUGAAAUGUCAUUAUCUACAAGCUGAAGUAUGAAAGCUGGCCACAUGUGGGUCAUAAGUCUUUUGUAAGGACCUUUCCCCCCUGCCAGGUGGAGUGGUCAGUCCAAUAACCCUACAGCCAAAAAUAGUCCCACAGAGGAUGGUUACAUUUAGAGCAAGGCCUCCACUGAGCUUACCAAUGCUUAUUUCUCUGGACCUUUUCCUUAUUAUUCUUAAUGUGAUAUAUGCACUCUAUGCUAUGUGGACAUGUAUCAGUGUGUAUGUGUGUGUAAAUCUCUACCGCAUGUGUUUCCUGCUUCUGGCUUUGAGCCCCGCCCCAUGAUUGGCUUGCUGUCCAUGUGAUGUCACGGCCCGCUCAGCACCAGAAUGAGAAAGCCACUGCGCUACUCGCUUGCGAAUUCUCAUCUAUGUGGUCCAACUGUUUGUUUUUUUUCCCCUAGUGUGCCAGCUCGCUUCUUGAUGUUUGUUUCUUCAGACCUGUCCGCUAUGGUUUAAUUUUUUUUUUUUUACUCUGGUCAAAAAUCUGUCACCCCUUGUGUUUUCGGGUUGUGUUAUCAAGACUUUGGGAAUGUUUUUCUACGCGAAAGCUACUUCGAUUGUUAUUCAGCAGUUCUUCAACACAAAUCCCGUAUUUUGUUGAGCUCCAUCAAGAGCUUUCAAAGUUCUUCCCUCUUUUCUCUUCGGUAGCGUGUAUCUUCUAGAGCCACCACCACCUCCAACACAGGAUUCUGCUGUUUUUGUGUUCGUAGCAGCUCCUCACUGUCCAAUUUUUGAUCGUAUAUUAAAGAAAGAGAAUUAGGUGGAAAAAAACAGGAAGAGUUAAGUUUGAAGGAGACAUCUGAGGAUUUCUGACUCGUUUUAAAGCAUGAAGUCUUGACAGGAACUAGACAGGAAGCACUGUGAUUGUCUCAUCAACUUGACCCCAGACUCGUGAAAUGUCAAGACUAACACAUAGUUUAAGCACACAUAUACAUACAUACAUAUGUGUGGUAUAUAUAUAUAUAUAUAUAUAUAUAUAUAUAUAUACACGCACAGUGUCUCAAAAAAGUGAGUACAGCCCUCACUCCUGUUGCGAGGAGUUUGGCUGUUGAUGCCUCUAUUAUGAUUUAUUUUGAAGAAGAAAAAAAAUAACUUUACACAGCUAUAAAAGAUGAAGACUGGCUACUUUUCAUUGUGUCAAAAAUUCAUCUCAGCUGUGUUGUCUUAUGAAAAAACUAUAAAUAUAUAUCUGCAGCAAUGUACGGGGUGUACUCACUUUUGUGAGAUACUGUAUAUAUAUAUAUGAGUUACCAUUUUCUAGUCAGAUAGUUGAGACGCAGCAAUAACUAACAAAAAGAGGACAAGAAAGUUGAAGUUUUGACUGUAUAAAGACUUCAAACAGACUAAACUUCAUCCAUAAUUACAGAAGCUCCGCCUGGAUACACGUUGGCCAAUUCCUCAUCUAAUGCAAGACCAAAUGAUUUUGCUGUAGCACGAAAAGUCCAGACAUUUUGCUGUUGUUUCCUUUCUCAGCACUUACGUAGCAAAAAUAUAAAAACCAAGAGGUGUUCAUUUAAUGCUAUAUAUUGUGUUUUAAGAAGUUUUGGCGCUGUCCUUGAAGUGAAACCAUCAUAAUUCAAUUUUUUUCCCCCAAAAGCUUUUUCCUAACAUUUUAAAAACGCAUUUCUGUAAAGCUUUCACUAUCAACACUUUAUGCAGGAACCUGGACGGCAGCACUUUGUACAGGUCAUAUCACAGUAGCACACAAACAAGCGAACUCCCAUAAGUACUGUAAAUGCUGUAACCUAAACGCUGACUGAACGAACACAUCAGUUAGAAACAAAUGCACACAUUUUGUCUGUGAAAUUCAUCCAGUAAAAGCACACGGCUUUUCAACAUCACAUUCUCCACUCAGGUUUUCAGUUCUGCUCUGUCAGAAACAAAAAUAGGUUUUAGUUUUUAAAAACAAAGUGUGGCACAUGGCAAGGUGUUUCAGAGGGGGGGAGGGCUUCGCAGCGUGGCAUUAGGGGUGGGGGUGCAUGACUGAGUCUGUGUGUGAGCCUCCUCCUGUUUGUUGCUUUUGUGUCGAGUUUAUUCUGAACAAUUACAGAAAAAAGAUGAACUAUAAAGACAAUUUUCUUUCAGUGUGUUUUAAAAGAUUUCUGUCACAUUUGAAAGUUUUAUUUUGAAAGUUUUUCUUUCAGUUUUAAUCAUUUAUUUUGAAACUGUUACCAAAUCAACUGUGCUGCUGAAGUGAAUGUGAAAGCCUUGCGAUGAGAUGCGGAACAGAUACCAACUUAGUUUGCCAAACUGUGUAAGUUUAGGUCAUUUUGGUCAAGUUAUAAUCCUUGAGACGCUCAGUUAUCACUAAUAGAAAUUAUGUUCUCAACUAUAUAACAUCACUUAAACAGCCGUGUUGCCGGCAUUGGUGGAAAUUAGAAAUAUUUAGAAAUUAUAUAAAUAUGACAUCACAUUAUUUGAAAUGGGAUGUUUAACUGAUCACAUGAAAUUCACAGUGACAAUUGGAGGAUAAAACUGACAAAAUUCCAACAGUUUUUUUUGCAGAUGCUAAAAACAUCUGGAUUCAAAUUGUAGACAGUGGCAAAGUCUUGCUUUAAGAAUCACAUUGGAUUUGUUACUGCACAUCAUUCGCAUCUACUGAUAGUAACACAGUUGCUAAGGUUAAGGUAACGACAAUGAGAAAAACCAAACUUUAUGAAAAUAAUUCAAGAAAACAGCAAAGGAUAUUUCAAAAUGUAGGGAAAAUAUUGUUUAUAUUAUUGACAAUUUUGGUUAUCACUAUUUUAUUUAUAAUUUUAAGGAUUAUAACUUUGAUUUUACAAAGUUCUCUUCUCCAGUAGCAGUGAAAUGUACUCCACAGUACAUAAAAUAAAUUUUAUUUUCCCCUAAAGUUUCCAGCAUUUCAAAACUCCAUCUGUGAAAUCCGGUGUAGAUGUGUGCGUGCGUGAGGAUGCUUGGUUCCAAACCUCGUCAGAUCAGAAGGAAGGAGAGCGGAUGUUUCUACCAAGCAUGAGACUGAAGAGGACGUGUAAUCUACGAUCUCGUAUUUUAAAGAGUAUUGUACAAUUAUACCUGUUGCAAAGAAUAAAGCUCACCUAUACUCCUUUAGAAUGGAUACAUGACAAUGUAAACGCAAUAUCAUAUUACUCUAUCCUAAGGAAUGCAACUGCGCACAUGCACAAAAAAUGUUUUUAUUAAAAUAUAUGUAUAAUAUGACAAAAUAUAUUUCAUUAGAAUGCUAUGCACCCUCAUAGAGUUGUUAUGGAUGUUCUUAAAUGAUUAUCUAGACUAGGCCAAUGCCCACAUCAUGGGGAAUGUAGAGGCUUUGUAUCUAUGACCAUUUGUUUUCUUUUCCUAUGUAUUGUCCCGGAGAGAGGAUAAACAAACGUGAAUAUGUAUACAAGCCUUUUAAACAGAAUUGUUCUGACAUGAAGAUAUGUAUAGACCAUCAUACCCUGUACACCAGCUCUAACCAUUUACAAGACUUAAUAAACAAAGAUGUGACAUUCA
Molecule: messenger RNA, 10404 nt
Organism: Oryzias melastigma (Indian medaka)
Lineage: Eukaryota; Metazoa; Chordata; Actinopteri; Beloniformes; Adrianichthyidae
Gene: ank1b
Product: ankyrin 1, erythrocytic b
Exons: 44
Coding region: 799-6504 (1901 amino acids)
Biological process (GO): signal transduction
Molecular function (GO): protein binding
Source: RefSeq, a predicted model, not a curated record